This is a messenger RNA of Penicillium robsamsonii, 1599 nucleotides long. RefSeq names its product ferritin-like domain-containing protein. Lineage: Eukaryota; Fungi; Ascomycota; Eurotiomycetes; Eurotiales; Aspergillaceae. The transcript has 2 exons. The coding region runs from base 1 to 1599 and encodes 532 amino acids. The record is from RefSeq and is a predicted model, not a curated record.
AUGAUCUGGAAGAGUAUCAUUCUGUUGAGCCUAUUGAGCUCACUGCCGUUCGCGGCUUCUUCUCCAAAGAAGCACCCACAGGAUGUGACUACAAGCCUUGACCCGUCACUGCCUUCUCCAAUUGAAGCCAAUGCGUCGGCUUCAGCGCCGCCACUUCGUGGUCACAAUAGCUCCAGGCCACACACACCCUUCACUGGGACUCCGACUACCACAGGUGCGCUGACAGCUUCUUCAAUCGGAACGGGCAUCCCUCGCGGAGGCGUUGCAGCUGGAGCGACAACCUAUCCCGGUGAUGGAAAGCUUCACCAUGCCGAGCCUGCUCCAUACGUCCCGGCAGGUGGUGUCGGGACCAACGGAAGCACGCCCGUGUACAACACGAAGAGCGAUUUCGACUACGAGUCUUUGGCCCUUGCUCUAUAUCAAGAAUGGAUUGAACUUGAUCUGUUCCAAGAUGGACUCCAGCGUUUCAACGAGUCGGCCUUCCGAGCUGCCGGUUUGACUGCUGCAGACCGCGAGUUGAUCGCAUUCAUGGCACAGCAAGAGAUAGGCCACGCCACUAUGCUCAGCAACAUCCUCGGAGACCGUGCCCCACAGCAGUGCAGCUAUAUCUACCCCUACACCAACGUCAAGGAGUUUGUCGACUUCUGUCAGAAACUCACUCGCUGGGGGGAAUCUGGCGUGUAUGGGUUUUUAGCUCAUCUUGACUCCCGAGAGGCAGCGACUCUUUUGGUUCAAUCCGUUACCACGGAAGCACGACAGCAAAUGAUCUUCCGCCAGUUCGAAGGUCUCUUCCCGAUGGUUGAGUGGUUUGAAGCUGGCAUACCGCAGUCCUGGGCUUGGACACUGCUAGCACCUUUCAUCAGCUCUUGUCCUGAAAAUCAGACUCGAUUGAUUUGGCAGAAUUUCCCAUCGUUGAUGGUAAUCAAUGAACCCGAUCCGUGGAUUUUGGGAACUGUUUCUGGCAACUUGUCCUCGAGCAAUAACCGGACUUCUGAGUACAAUUUUACUACGAGUGCUGAUCGGAUUUCAAGGCUCCACCAGACUUCCGGGUUCAAUCAGACCUCAGGAUUCAUGUUCAAUCAGACCACUGGAAACAAUAAUACCGUCGGAUCAGGCGUCAGUAUCCCCAAGUCGCCAAAAGGCUCCGGAAGAUUCAAUUCGUCUGUUUCGGGUAUCGUUCCCCCAGUUCCUGUCAGCAAAACCCGCCCAGUACCUCUCACGGCGCCGGGUCGCCAGGUGCUGUUGCAGUGGGAUCUUCCUGGGAAGAAAAUUGGUCCCAACAGCAGCUACAUCACUACAACAGAGACGAAAGCUGGUAGCGCAAAGUUUGUCAUUUGGGUGUCGCAGAUAAACAUUACCUACACCCCUCUGCAUGUUGUCAAUGGUACCAACAACGGUACCAACACUACUAACAGUACUACUGAUGGUAUUCGAGGAUAUACCACCCAGCCCGGCUUGGAAACGUACCAGGGUGACCCAGCUUUCAACGGUACCAUUUUCAUUGCUAUCACAGACAGUGAUCUGUAUGUGAGCCCGUUCAAUCUCAGCUUGAUUGACCCGCAUGUGGUUGCCGGUCCAGCUAUGUACCAGGCUGGUUGA